CCUCGGCAAGGGUGGGGGCUGCUGCGGCGCGGCCGGCCGCGGGCUGCCGGGGGGCGGCCGCCGCUACCCGGAGAGGCGCGCAGAGGCGCCGAGAGCGCUCCCCGGCGGGUCCCCCGCGCACUCGCCGCGCCCGGGCAGCGGCCCGACCGGGCGAGCAUGGGCGGCGCGGAGUGACGCCGCUGUGCCCGCUUGGCAUCAAGGACAUUCAGCCCGCGGGGGUGGGGAAGAAGGGGGGCAGCCCCGCGUCGCCACCGCAGCCCCCGAGAGCCGCCGCCGCUGCUCGGGCUCCGGGGUUGGGUGGAGGAAAGGGGUGUUCGGAAUCGAUCCCCAUUUUCCGACCUUUUUGUUGGACAUUACGCCCACCUUGGACGCCGCAAGAGGACCUGUCAAGCCCCGCAGGCUCUGAUUCGGCGCCCUCCGCUUUCCUCGGCUGCUGCCGGCUUCCCUGUGCCUCGGUGGAGUAUUUGCGUUCGGGGCUGGGGCUGGAGGAGGCAGCCACACGCGCGCACACGCACACGUUCAGAGGAGGGCGAGAGGCAGCGGCAUAGGCUCCAUCUGCAGUGUCAAUGCGGCGCUCCCGCUGAAGGAGGGAAACGCGGCGCGUCCAGUAGGGGAGACUGCAUUGCUGAGUCCUGGCCCUCCGAGGGGACGACUGUGCCUGAGUGCUGCUGUGCCGCUGGGACCCGCCUCUGCCAUGAAAGCCAUGCCCUGGAACUGGACCUGCCUGCUGUCCCACCUCCUCAUGGUGGGCAUGGGCUCCUCCACUCUGCUCACUCGGCAGCCAGCCCCACUGUCCCAGAAGCAGCGGUCAUUUGUCACAUUCCGAGGGGAGCCCGCUGAGGGUUUCAAUCACCUGGUGGUGGAUGAGAGGACAGGACACAUUUACUUGGGGGCUGUCAAUCGGAUUUACAAGCUCUCCAGUGACCUGAAGGUCUUGGUGACGCAUGAGACAGGACCGGAUGAGGACAACCCCAAGUGUUACCCACCCCGCAUCGUCCAGACUUGCAACGAGCCCCUGACCACCACCAACAAUGUCAACAAGAUGCUUCUCAUAGACUACAAGGAGAAUAGGCUGAUUGCCUGUGGGAGCCUGUACCAAGGCAUCUGCAAGCUGCUGAGGCUGGAGGACCUCUUCAAGCUGGGGGAGCCUUAUCAUAAGAAGGAGCACUAUCUGUCAGGUGUCAAUGAGAGUGGCUCGGUCUUUGGAGUGAUCGUCUCCUACAGCAACCUGGAUGACAAGCUGUUCAUUGCCACGGCAGUGGAUGGGAAGCCCGAGUAUUUUCCCACCAUCUCCAGCCGGAAACUGACCAAGAACUCUGAGGCGGAUGGCAUGUUCGCGUACGUCUUCCAUGAUGAGUUCGUGGCCUCGAUGAUUAAGAUCCCUUCGGACACCUUCACCAUCAUCCCUGACUUUGAUAUCUACUAUGUCUAUGGUUUUAGCAGUGGCAACUUUGUCUACUUUUUGACCCUCCAACCUGAGAUGGUGUCUCCACCAGGCUCCACCACCAAGGAGCAGGUGUAUACAUCCAAGCUCGUGAGGCUUUGCAAGGAGGACACAGCCUUCAACUCCUAUGUAGAGGUGCCCAUUGGCUGUGAGCGCAGCGGGGUAGAGUACCGCCUGCUGCAGGCUGCCUACCUCUCCAAAGCGGGGGCCGUGCUUGGCAGGACCCUUGGAGUCCAUCCAGAUGAUGACCUGCUCUUCACUGUCUUCUCCAAGGGCCAGAAGCGGAAAAUGAAAUCCCUGGAUGAGUCGGCCCUGUGCAUCUUCAUCUUGAAGCAGAUCAAUGACCGCAUUAAGGAGCGGCUGCAGUCUUGUUACCGGGGUGAGGGCACGCUGGACCUGGCCUGGCUCAAGGUGAAGGACAUCCCCUGCAGCAGUGCGCUCUUAACCAUUGAUGAUAACUUCUGUGGCCUGGACAUGAAUGCCCCCCUGGGAGUAUCCGACAUGGUGCGUGGGAUUCCCGUUUUCACGGAGGACAGGGACCGCAUGACGUCUGUCAUCGCAUAUGUCUACAAGAACCACUCUCUGGCCUUUGUGGGCACCAAAAGUGGCAAGCUGAAGAAGAUCCGGGUGGAUGGACCCAGGGGCAACGCCCUCCAGUAUGAGACGGUGCAGGUGGUGGACCCCGGCCCAGUCCUCCGGGAUAUGGCCUUCUCCAAGGACCACGAGCAGCUCUACAUCAUGUCAGAGAGGCAGCUCACCAGAGUCCCUGUGGAGUCCUGUGGUCAGUAUCAGAGCUGCGGCGAGUGCCUUGGCUCGGGCGACCCCCACUGUGGCUGGUGUGUGCUGCACAACAUUUGCACCCGGAAGGAGCGGUGUGAGCGGUCCAAGGAGCCCCGCAGGUUUGCCUCAGAGAUGAAGCAGUGUGUCCGGCUGACGGUCCAUCCCAACAAUAUCUCCGUCUCUCAGUACAACGUGCUGCUGGUCCUGGAAACGUACAAUGUCCCGGAGCUGUCAGCUGGCGUCAACUGCACCUUUGAGGACCUGUCAGAGAUGGAUGGGCUGGUGGUGGGCAAUCAGAUCCAGUGCUACUCCCCUGCAGCCAAGGAGGUGCCCCGGAUCAUCACAGAGAACGGGGACCACCAUGUUGUACAGCUUCAGCUCAAAUCGAAGGAGACUGGCAUGACCUUCGCCAGCACCAGCUUUGUCUUCUACAAUUGCAGCGUCCACAAUUCGUGCCUGUCCUGCGUGGAGAGUCCAUACCGCUGCCACUGGUGUAAAUACCGGCACGUCUGCACCCAUGACCCCAAGACUUGCUCCUUCCAGGAAGGCCGAGUGAAGCUGCCCGAGGACUGCCCCCAGCUGCUGCGAGUGGACAAGAUCCUGGUGCCUGUGGAGGUGAUCAAGCCUAUCACGCUGAAGGCCAAGAACCUCCCCCAGCCCCAGUCUGGGCAGCGUGGCUAUGAGUGCAUCCUCAACAUCCAGGGCAGCGAGCAGCGGGUGCCCGCCCUGCGCUUCAACAGCUCCAGCGUACAGUGCCAGAACACCUCUUAUUCCUAUGAAGGGAUGGAGAUCAACAACCUGCCCGUGGAGUUGACGGUCGUGUGGAAUGGGCACUUCAACAUUGACAACCCAGCUCAGAAUAAAGUUCACCUCUACAAGUGUGGAGCCAUGCGCGAGAGCUGUGGGCUGUGCCUCAAGGCUGACCCAGACUUCGCAUGUGGCUGGUGCCAGGGUCCGGGCCAGUGCACCCUGCGCCAGCACUGCCCUGACCAGGAGAGCCGGUGGCUAGAGCUGUCUGGUGCCAACAGCAAGUGCACCAACCCACGCAUCACAGAGAUAAUCCCAGUGACAGGCCCCCGGGAAGGGGGCACCAAGGUCACUAUCCGAGGGGAGAACCUGGGCCUGGAAUUUCGCGACAUCGCCUCUCAUGUCAAGGUUGCUGGCGUGGAGUGCAGCCCUUUGGUGGAUGGUUACAUCCCUGCAGAACAGAUCGUGUGUGAGAUGGGGGAGGCCAAGCCCAGCCAGCAUGCAGGCUUCGUGGAGAUCUGCGUGGCUGUGUGUCGGCCUGAAUUCAUGGCCCGGUCCUCACAGCUCUAUUACUUCAUGACACUGACUCUCUCAGAUCUGAAGCCCAGCCGGGGGCCCAUGUCCGGGGGGACCCAAGUGACCAUCACAGGCACCAACCUGAAUGCCGGAAGCAACGUGGUGGUGAUGUUCGGAAAGCAGCCCUGUCUCUUCCACAGGCGAUCUCCAUCGUACAUUGUCUGCAACACCACGUCCUCAGAUGAGGUGCUAGAGAUGAAGGUGUCAGUGCAGGUGGACAGGGCCAAGAUCCACCAGGACCUGGUCUUUCAGUACGUGGAAGACCCCACCAUCGUGCGGAUUGAGCCAGAAUGGAGCAUCGUCAGUGGAAACACACCCAUCGCCGUAUGGGGGACCCACCUGGACCUCAUACAGAACCCCCAGAUCCGUGCCAAGCAUGGAGGGAAGGAGCACAUCAAUAUCUGUGAGGUUCUGAACGCUACUGAGAUGACCUGCCAGGCACCCGCCCUCGCUCUGGGUCCUGACCACCAGUCAGACCUGACCGAGAGGCCCGAGGAGUUUGGCUUCAUCCUGGACAACGUCCAGUCCCUGCUCAUCCUCAACAAGACCAACUUCACCUACUAUCCCAACCCGGUGUUUGAGGCCUUUGGUCCCUCAGGAAUCCUGGAGCUCAAGCCUGGCACGCCCAUCAUCCUAAAGGGCAAGAACCUGAUCCCGCCUGUGGCUGGGGGCAACGUGAAGCUGAACUACACUGUGCUGGUUGGGGAGAAGCCAUGCACCGUGACCGUGUCGGAUGUCCAGCUGCUCUGCGAGUCCCCCAACCUCAUCGGCAGGCACAAAGUGAUGGCCCGUGUCGGUGGCAUGGAGUACUCCCCGGGGAUGGUGUACAUCGCCCCGGACAGCCCGCUCAGCCUGCCCGCCAUCAUCAGCAUUGCGGUGGCUGGCGGUCUCCUCAUCAUUUUCAUCGUGGCCGUGCUCAUUGCCUAUAAACGCAAGUCCCGUGAAAGUGACCUCACGCUGAAGCGGCUGCAGAUGCAGAUGGACAACCUGGAGUCCCGUGUGGCCCUGGAGUGCAAGGAAGCCUUUGCCGAGCUGCAGACGGACAUCCAUGAGCUGACCAGUGACCUGGAUGGAGCCGGGAUUCCGUUCCUGGACUAUAGAACCUAUACCAUGCGGGUGCUGUUCCCAGGAAUUGAAGACCACCCUGUCCUCCGGGACCUCGAGGUCCCAGGCUACCGGCAGGAGCGUGUGGAGAAAGGCCUGAAGCUCUUCGCCCAGCUCAUCAACAACAAGGUGUUCCUGCUGUCCUUCAUCCGCACGCUUGAGUCCCAGCGUAGCUUCUCUAUGCGUGACCGUGGCAACGUGGCCUCACUCAUCAUGACCGUGCUGCAGAGCAAGCUGGAGUACGCCACUGAUGUGCUGAAGCAGCUGCUGGCCGACCUCAUUGACAAGAACCUGGAGAGCAAGAACCACCCUAAGCUUCUGCUCAGGAGGACUGAGUCAGUGGCUGAGAAGAUGCUGACCAAUUGGUUCACUUUCCUCCUCUACAAGUUCCUCAAGGAGUGUGCCGGGGAGCCCCUCUUCUCCCUGUUCUGUGCCAUCAAGCAGCAGAUGGAGAAGGGCCCCAUUGAUGCCAUCACGGGUGAGGCCCGCUACUCCUUGAGUGAGGACAAGCUCAUCCGCCAGCAGAUUGACUACAAAACCCUGGUCCUGAGCUGUGUCAGCCCGGACAAUGCCAACAGCCCUGAGGUCCCAGUAAAGAUCCUCAACUGUGACACCAUCACUCAGGUCAAGGAGAAGAUUCUGGAUGCCAUCUUCAAGAAUGUGCCUUGCUCCCACCGGCCCAAAGCUGCAGACAUGGAUCUGGAGUGGCGACAAGGAAGUGGGGCAAGGAUGAUCUUGCAGGAUGAAGACAUCACCACCAAGAUUGAGAAUGAUUGGAAGCGACUGAACACGCUGGCCCACUACCAGGUGCCAGAUGGUUCCGUGGUGGCAUUAGUGUCCAAGCAGGUGACAGCCUAUAACGCAGUGAACAACUCCACCGUCUCCAGGACCUCAGCGAGUAAAUAUGAAAACAUGAUCCGGUACACGGGCAGCCCCGACAGCCUCCGCUCACGGACACCUAUGAUCACUCCUGACCUGGAGAGUGGAGUCAAGAUGUGGCACCUAGUGAAGAACCACGAGCACGGAGACCAGAAGGAGGGGGACCGGGGGAGCAAGAUGGUGUCUGAAAUCUACCUGACCCGACUCCUGGCCACUAAGGGCACACUGCAGAAGUUUGUGGAUGACCUCUUUGAGACCAUCUUCAGCACGGCACACCGUGGCUCUGCCCUGCCCCUGGCCAUCAAGUACAUGUUUGACUUCCUGGAUGAGCAGGCUGAUAAGCAUGGCAUUCAUGACCCGCACGUCCGCCAUACCUGGAAGAGCAAUUGCCUGCCCCUGCGGUUUUGGGUCAACAUGAUCAAGAACCCGCAGUUUGUGUUUGACAUCCAUAAGAACAGCAUCACAGAUGCCUGCCUCUCUGUGGUGGCUCAGACCUUCAUGGACUCUUGCUCCACGUCAGAGCACCGGCUGGGCAAGGACUCGCCCUCCAACAAGCUGCUGUAUGCCAAGGACAUCCCCAGCUACAAGAACUGGGUGGAGAGGUAUUACUCGGACAUAGGGAAGAUGCCAGCCAUCAGUGACCAAGACAUGAAUGCAUACCUGGCUGAGCAGUCCCGGAUGCACAUGAAUGAGUUCAACACCAUGAGUGCACUCUCAGAGAUCUUCUCUUACGUGGGCAAAUACAGCGAGGAGAUCCUUGGACCUCUGGACCACGACGACCAGUGCGGGAAGCAGAAACUGGCCUACAAACUAGAACAAGUCAUAACCCUCAUGAGCUUAGACAGCUGAGAACCGUCCUUCCAGGGCCGCCCUGGAGGGGGACACACCAAGCCGUGCCUCAGUCUAGAUUAUCAUCUUUACCAAGUGCAAGUUCCGACUGGCAUCAGCAGCAUCCCCUGAGCAGCGCUGUUUCUCUCUCUUUCUCUCUGCCUCUUUCUGUUUCCCCUCCUUCCUGGAUCUCUUCUCUUCCAGUUGCUCUGCCAACACAAUUGGACCAAGCCACUGACCCUCAUUUAGUCCAAGAAUGGCCAGGCCCAUGGCAAGGGAGCUAACCAGAAGAUGUCAGAGGGGCCUCUGUCUCCCAGGUGCUCCUGACCCCGUGCAUGUCAGCAGCAGGGUGCAAAUAAUGAAUGAGGAGCCAGGGACAGGGGACGUUUCUGUGCUGCUACUUCGCCUUCCACUUUGGCAGCACCCACUUUGGUCUGAGCCUUGGCCUAGGGAAGAGGCAAGGAAGGAGUUCAGUAUUAUCUUUACUGGGAAGACAUCACCUGGCUCCCCCUUCCCACAGUUUCAUCUCCAGUGGUUCUGCCAAUGGUCUGAUUGCUUUGCAGCUGUGAGAAGAAAGGCCAUACCUCCUGCAUGUGGCUGGAGCAGGGCAUGUGUGAGCAGCUGGGAGGUGCUCCUUGAGGCUCCCUCUCCCUACUGGGCUGGUGUCCAGAGGCUUCUUGUCCUUUUCCAGGUCUCCAGAGGGACCUGCCUGCCCUGCCUGCUCCCCCGCCAGUAGAAAGCCAGGCAGGAGAAAGAAUAGCAAUUACAUUCCACCAUGGAGAUGCUCCUAACCUUUUCAUCUGAAUCCUAGCAGCAGAAAUGUAACACAGAGGGGGAGAAAAGGAAAGAGAGUUGCAUCUACCCUGGAAGCAGAAUUUGUUUUCCAUUUACCCGCAAAUUCAAAUGAGUCACAAUCAUAGUCAUAGGUCUAGUCCAUUACCAGAGCCCUGAGUGCUGUCAAGAGAAAGCAUCUAUCUCCACCCUCCUUUGUCACCCUUCAUCAAGGCUCAACGUGAAAUGCAGAGUGCAUCUAGGAGAUUCUACCUCCAGCCAUCUCCAUGGCUCCAUCCCCACCAUCCUUCCUGAGAACUCCAUAGAUGGCUGGGGCCAACAGCCUAGUCCUUGUUCCCUCUGCAGAAUCUGGUGCCAUUGCUAUGCAGAUGACUUUGUCACUGGGCUGUCCAGACCUCUUUGAGAAUGAUUUCAUCAACAUCUCAGCUGUCUCUUUCAUCAUUCUCCUUCCUCAUCUCUUCAGCAGUCAUCCUUGAAAGAAACAGACUUAAGCACAGCCUCACGGAGACAGCCCAAAAUGCCAGCCAACCUCAGCCUCCAGCUUGUCAGGUCUGGGAGGGACAAAGAGUCAAGCUGAUGGGCCUGGCUGGAAUUGAGAAGAGCAACAUACAAAUGACCUUGGCCUUGGCAUCCAUCUCCCCAUCUGUUCUUACAUCUACAGAUGCACCAUUUUAGCCAGGCAGGCAAAUGUGUGCCUAGAAAUGGAUACUAGGUAAGCAGAGGCUAUGGGGAGAGAUGGUCUAAUGGAAGGUUCUAGGAACCUUUCAUCCUAAGGAGACCUCAGGUGCUGUCUGGUCCGGUCUCCCACCCUAAGCAGUAGUCUCUGUUAGCACCUCUGCUCUGGAGUUGUUCACCACUAUGGGAGACAAGGAGAAACAUCUUAGGUGAGGUUGAGGAGAAGGAUUCACAGUCUUGCCUUCAGUCCCCAAACAUCAGACAUCGUUCCUUGUCACCCACUCAGAAUGAGCCCCCCUUGGGGAAAAAACCACACCAUUUCCAGCAAAGUCCAUGGAGCAUCCGGUACUUUUAAGAAUACUUGCCCCUUUGGAUAUGAAUAUGUGCACAUGUGUGUGAGCACAUGUGCAUGCAUGUGUGUCUGUGUCUGCCCCAGGUGUAGGCGGAAAGCUCAAAAGGAUUCCUUGUCCUUUGUAGGAGGAUUUUUGAAGUGUUCCCCUUCUCUCUCCCCUUGCUCAUCCAUUCAUCCUGCAGCUUCAGGACAUUUCAACACUUACUUGCUUUCUAUGCUGAGAGCUGGUGGGUGGAAGGAGAGGGCACUUGUCCAUAGGAAAUCAGGGUGGUCACCUGCCGAGGCCUGGACCUUGGAACAGGGCAUCAUGUGACGUCACAGAGGACAGAUGGUGGAAAAGACAUGAGCAACCUAACGGGAAGAGGAAAAUGGGAAACAAUGCAUUGGAAGAGGAAGAAAAAAAAUAACCAAAGGUUUUGGCAAGUGCAGUACCAGGUGGAGAAGCUUGGCUUUUCUAUCCUUGAUCAUUUUAUUCCCUCGCAAGAAGUCAGUCACAGGACCUGGAAGGCCAGAAAGGGUGCAUGUGGGAGACGGUCUGAGGAAGUACCUCGGUCACUACAAUAUUUUUGCACAUAUAAAAGGUUGGGGAGGAAAGAGACACAAACGUAUUUAACGCAGAUUUGCUGGAUGGAAGCUGCGUGUGUGAACGUGUGUAUGAGUGAGUGCAUUGUUUUUUUUUUUUUUUUUUGCACAGUUAAGAGAAAAAAUCGAACAAGCAGAAAAAAAAGAAAAAAGACUUAUCACAGUUCUGCUGAAGCUUUUAUUUUUUACCAGAUGAUUAUUGUUAUUGUUACUUUGGUGGUACAGGACUUUAUUUUUUUCCAUGUUUUUGUUAUAAGAAAAACUUCAAACACCUCAGAGAAAUAGAAAGGUUAGGAAGAAAGAGGAGACAAGGACAGACAAAUUUUCUGGCUGUCCCCAUUUCUCCUGGGGGAGGGGUUUGGGGCCGGUUUGACUUUAAUUAGUGGGUGGGUUGUUUCUGUCGCUCUGUUUGCUGCAGUCCCCAUGGCCUGCUUGGGGACUGAGAAAUUUGAGCCAGGUAUCCAGAGCCACAGCCCAUCUUGCUUAUAAAAAUUAUCUUUUCUUUUGC
Messenger RNA from Pongo pygmaeus (Bornean orangutan), 9267 nucleotides. It is a transcript of the gene PLXNA4, whose product is annotated as plexin A4. Gene Ontology annotation, cellular component: semaphorin receptor complex; plasma membrane. Gene Ontology annotation, biological process: semaphorin-plexin signaling pathway; regulation of cell migration. The record is from RefSeq and is a predicted model, not a curated record. Lineage: Eukaryota; Metazoa; Chordata; Mammalia; Primates; Hominidae. Bases 695 to 6379 code for a protein of 1894 amino acids. The transcript is spliced from 32 exons. Gene Ontology annotation, molecular function: protein binding; semaphorin receptor activity.